AGUCUUCUUUUUUGUGGUGAUUUUUGGGGUCGUCAUAGAAUUGGGUGUCAACCACCGCUGCUCCUCAGGACUCGGGUGCAGCGGCAUCCCGUCGCCCAAUCAGCAUGGCGAUGUGAUGGCCUCGGAAACUGGUUGUCACCAUCAUUCAAGCCCCGAGCUGGUAACUCGGGCAAUACGGGGUACGCGGCUUCUCUCUCUACCAUCUCAACCCAUCUCGCCGCCACGCGGCACUCUCCAUCGUCCUGCCCUCGCGGCAGGCCCCGCCCGUCACCGGGCACGUCCUCCCUGUCUUCCAGACAGACCAAACGUCCUCUGCCUUCAUGGCUGAACACAGUGGCUGGCCCCCACGCCCCUGUCUUCGCGUCGGCGAGCUCCAGCUCGUCACGUUGUUCCGAUCUCCAUUUUCUUUUCUCCUCUCGUGCUGCUUCCUGCCAGGUCCCGAGGCACAGUGGCCCACCUUCAACUCUUCGUUCCCGCUACUGA
This is a messenger RNA of Capsaspora owczarzaki ATCC 30864, 483 nucleotides long. RefSeq lists its product as hypothetical. The record is from RefSeq and is a predicted model, not a curated record. The transcript has a single exon. NCBI's taxonomy places the organism in Eukaryota, Filasterea, Ministeriida, Capsasporidae. The annotation marks the transcript as partial.